AUGAAUCUUAAUCAUCUUGAAGGAUUUGUGAUCGGUCAUAGCGACCCAACGAACGAGUUGUACGAGGAGGGGUGUGACUUGGAGGAGCUACGAGCUCUUUCCAAGCUUAGAUGUCUGAGAAUAUACCGGCUAGAGAGGGCAGUAACGAGAGUCUCAGUAUUCGUGGAUAAAAUUCUUCUCAAGGAGUUGACUUUAUAUUGGAUAUCUCCAGAAGAAGAUGGCGAUGAUGAGGGGGACGAUGGUGAGGGUGAUGGAGAUGGCAGAAACUACGAUGAUGAUGAUGAGGAAGGAAAUGAAGAGGACAACGGAGAUGAGGAUGAGGGCCAUGGAGUCACAUGGACUGAGCAGCAGUUCCAGGCAGUUGAGAAGUUAUGCGAUGAACUCUCUCCCCCAUCCAGCCAGCAAGAUCUUACCAUUCGACGAUUCCCCGGUCGGCAACUCCCAUGCUGGUUGAUGUCAACCUCACUAGACAAAUCCUUCCCUAAUCUGGCAUUUUUGAGGUUUUGGUACCUCAAAUCAUGCACGGAACUGCCUCCUCUAGGCAUGUUGCCCCUUCUAAAACAUCGUGACAUCACCGGCGGUGAAGCCAUCAAAACCAUUGGGCCUGAGUUUCUGGGCCGCAAGUUCCCUGGAGCUUCCGCAUUUCCAAAACUUGAACAUCUGGAGUUUGACGAAAUGCCCAACUGGGAAGAAUGGUCAGUAUGCGGGAUGGAAGAAAAAGGUCAGGGACCGCACCUCAAGCUCUUUCCUAAUCUGAAGAUAUGCAAGAUGAUAGACUGUCCGAAACUGAGAGCUCUUCCAGAAGGCCUAUCCCAUGCUACCAAGUUGAAGGAAUUGUAUCUUGAUAGUACUCAAGACUUGAGAGAAAUCACAAACCUCCGCUUGAAUUACAAGCUCGAGGUCAAAGAUAACACGAUGCUGAAUAGAUUAUCCAACCUUUCCAUGAAGUAUCUGAAGGUGGAAGAUUGUCCGAAUCUGGAGUACGUGGAGAAUCUCGACAGGUUGCAACAGCUGGUCCUGAUAUGUCCACGACAAAUGAAGCAACUUCCGCAGUGGCUGUCAACCCUAAUUCAGCAGCGCCAAAGCAUUCCUUCUGCUCAGUGGAGCUUCAGAAAACUGGAACUGCAAUGCAACACCGUGCUGCUGAAGAGUUGUCUCGAGGGCAACGAGAAUUGGCAUAUCAUUCAACAGAUUCCAGAUGUCAUAAUUCAAACCUAUUCCAGGAAAAGUUAUAUUCGAUACAGCAAGCAUCCACGCAUGUACGAUGCAAAAGUAUGAUGAAUUCGUCGUUCCGGAUCAAUAAAAGGCCUCUGCCUGGUUAUUCUACUUAUAGAUAUUUUGAGAAUAAAGAAGCUAUUUGGAGCAGGGAUUCGAUGAUGUCGUCCUACUAUCAAGACUGUAUGCUUGUUUGUUUCCUUCUACGUAACUUACUUGUGUAUUUGCACCUACGCAAUAAUUUAUCUUUCCCAAAGAAUUUAGAACAAAUGAUGCGGUCAUGUAAAUAGUAUGAAGGCGUUGUCCAUAGGCAGUAGCUCAGCAUGAAGAUGUUGUCACUGAUCCAUAUACGGAGAUGGCACAGGGAAAUGAUUGACAAGAAUCUACUGACAAAUUUUCGUGCCUCAUCGCAAGUACAUUACUCUUCCCUUUUC
Musa acuminata AAA Group (dessert banana) is the source of this 1649-nucleotide messenger RNA. Its product is annotated as putative disease resistance RPP13-like protein 1. The coding region runs from base 1 to 1278 and encodes 425 amino acids. The transcript has 2 exons. NCBI's taxonomy places the organism in Eukaryota, Viridiplantae, Streptophyta, Magnoliopsida, Zingiberales, Musaceae. The record is from RefSeq and is a predicted model, not a curated record.